Molecule: messenger RNA, 504 nt
Organism: Psilocybe cubensis
Lineage: Eukaryota; Fungi; Basidiomycota; Agaricomycetes; Agaricales; Agrocybaceae
Exons: 2
Coding region: 1-504 (167 amino acids)
Source: RefSeq, a predicted model, not a curated record
AUGGCCGACCUUGUCCAGACCCAAUCUAUUUCUCCUAUCAUCCCCGUCACCGAUGAGCGCAUUGAAUGCCUCCCUACUGCACCCAAAGACUACCGGCUCAAGGUCCAGCAGUACAACGACCUUUUGGAAGACAUCUUCCAGCGCGAGCUCGAGCUGAGCAACAUCAAGUCGACGCUCAUUGACAUGCGCGAGAUGCUCGCCCAGGAGGCGCGCAUUCUCGACGGCACCACGCCGCUCGACGCGGCGACCAAGUCUGACGCGAGCGACUCUGAUGAAAUCCUGUCCGACUCCGGCAGCAGCAGCGACAAGAAUGGCAAGCCUGCUGACCCAAGCAGGGUGAAGGCUGUGAGGAAGCCCAAGGCCAAGGCCCGCGGCAACAGGCGGUCCAAGGUCCCCGACGUCCAGCUCGGUGGCGAGUGGGAUUACAACCUCGAAUUCUCGGAGAGGAAGGGCAGGCGCGCGUCGGACGCGUCUCUUGAAGAUGUAGAUGAAGCUAUGGUUUGA